ACUAAUGAAAAGACUUCAGGAGCCAGAGAGGGAACGGUGACCUUCCCAAAGCUUCUUAAAGGCACCACUGCUUACCCGUUUGAGCAACGUUCAAAGAACUGCAUAAUACAGGUUCUACACCUGACCAUGGAAAGGCUGGCUAUUUGUCUGCUCAUUAUAAGCACAUCUGUAAAGGCCAUGAUGUGCCCCAAGAGAUGUUCCUGCCAGAAUGUCUCUCCGUCCUUCACCAUCCUCUGUACCAAGACAGGCCUUCUAUUUGUUCCCCCCACUAUUGACAGGAGGACAGCAGAGCUCAGGCUCAUGGACAAUUUCAUAACCACCCUUAGAAGAAAAGACUUUGCUAACAUGACAGACCUCAUUCACUUAACGCUCUCCCGAAAUACCAUUAGUCAAGUCAUGUCUUACGCAUUCUUCGACUUAAAAGGACUCCACGCCUUACAUCUGGACAGCAACCGGUUAACUAUCAUCAACGAAGAACAUUUUAAAGGAUUAAUCAAUCUUAGACAUUUGAUACUGAGCAACAAUCAGCUCCACUACAUUGCCCAGGGAUCAUUCGAUGACUUUAUUGACACGUUGGAAGACUUGGAUUUGUCUUACAACAAUCUGGUAGACAUCCCAUGGGAGACCAUCGGAAGGCUUACAACUGUUAAUACAGUAGGAUUAGAUCACAAUCUCAUCGAAUAUGUUCCUGAGGGAAUCUUCUCCAACCUUCAUAAACUGGCCAGGUUAGAUAUGACCUCCAACAAACUAAAAAAGAUCCCACCAGACCCUUUAUUUUCUAGGAUCCCUGUAUAUGCCAAAUCUAAAGGUUCCCCCUUAAGUUCAUUGGUCCUUGGCUUUGGUGGAAAUCCCUUACACUGCAACUGUGAAUUAAUGUGGCUGAGACGGCUAACCAGAGAGGAUGAUUUGGAAACCUGUGCCUCCCCGGCAGAGUUAAUGGGCAAAUAUUUCUGGUCUAUCAAAGAAGAAGAAUUUGUUUGUGAACCUCCUAUGAUAAUUCAUCGAACUUCCAGGCUAGAGGUGAUGGAAGGUAAAAGUGUCUCCUUAAAGUGCAAAGCGGUGGGUGAUCCUGAUCCAUACGUUAGGUGGAUAUUUCCAGAUGGGAAACUGGUAUCUAAUACAACCAGGACUAUGUCGUACGAGAAUGGGACUUUGGAUAUUUUCACCACACGUUAUACUGAUCGUGGGAGUUUUACUUGCAUUGCAUCCAAUGCUGCGGGAGAAACUACAGCAAACGUGGAACUUGUAGUCAACCAGUUCCCUAAUCUUGCUAACAGCACCAGCUAUGAUAAGGAAACUGAGUCAGGACUUUCUGAUAUACUGACGCCUGCCAAGUCUAGCAUACCUUCCAACGAAACAAAAUCUCUGCAUGAUAGGAAGGUUGUGGUUGCAGAGUUGACCUCAUCCUCGGCACUCAUCCAAUGGCCUCCCCAGAGUCACAUCCCAGGAAUAAGGAUGUACCAGAUUCAGUACAACAGCUCAUUAGACGACAUCCUCAUUUACAGAAUGAUCCCAUCUUCAAGCAAGUCAUUUUUCCUGAGUGACCUGGUGUCCUCCCGCAUUUAUGACUUAUGCGUCCUGGCCGUUUACGACGAUGGAAUAACCUCACUAACUGCGACCAAAGUGAUUGGAUGUGUACAAUUUACAACCGAACAGGAAUAUAAACAAUGCCGAUCGCUCCAUGCCCAGUUUCUUGGUGGAACCAUGAUCAUCAUCAUAGGUGGCAUCAUAGUGGCCUCCGUCCUGGUCUUCAUCUUUAUUUUGUUAAUGAAAUACAAAGUCUAUAAUAAUCACCCAAAAUCUAAGCCAGCUAAGGUCACCAAUGUGUGCUCCCAAACUAACGGUAGCCAGAGUGGGACAAUGGGACGCUCCUCUUCUAAGCUCAACGAGAGGAGAGACAGUAUUAUGCAGGACAUCUCAGGAACAUCCAUCAAAAGCAAAACCAUAGUUGACUUCACCGAAGAUGGUGAAAAAGUGACUGUACCUGAUACUACCUUUAUAACAAAUGACGUCCUGUCUCACUAGCAGAACAUUAGACCUAGACCACAAAUUGUAUGCACCUCUUAUAACGGACUAUCCACCGAGAAUUGGACAUUGUGGUAUGGUGAAGAACAUUUUCAUGCAAGGAGUCGUAUCGACGGCUUCACACCUAUUGUCUAUUUUUAAGACCAGAUGGUUACAACGAAAAAGCUAUUUUUUUAUUAUGUAAAUAG
This is a messenger RNA of Bufo bufo (common toad), 2213 nucleotides long. RefSeq names its product leucine-rich repeat and fibronectin type III domain-containing protein 1-like protein. The transcript is spliced from 4 exons. The record is from RefSeq and is a predicted model, not a curated record. Lineage: Eukaryota; Metazoa; Chordata; Amphibia; Anura; Bufonidae. Gene Ontology annotation, molecular function: protein binding. Bases 127 to 2025 code for a protein of 632 amino acids.